AGUAGAACGCUAACUCAACAGUAUGGCGUCUCUGGCUAUACGCAUUCGCACCAAAAUAUGCUGUAGCUAGCAGAAUAAAAAUAUUCAGUCAAACGCUAGAAGAUAAUUAGAUAAGUCACUUAAUUUUAAUGUCACCGUAUGCUUUUUUGACAGACAGAGUAAAGAUUAGGCAUAGUCGCCUGUGACUGAGUGAAGCGGUGUGACGGUGCUCGGUGUUUGUGAGAGUUGAGUGUUAGCGUGUGAGCUGUAGCUUCUCAGCGCGGCGCAGAGAGGUGAAGUGAUGGAGUCAUCUGAGCAAUGUCCUCCAGACUCAGCCCAUCAGGAGGUGAACCCGGUGUUCCUCCAGCAGCUCAGAGAACUGGAUAUCCCUGAGGAAGCAGCCAGACAGGCACUCCUACAUACAAGGAAUGUGUCUGCUGAGGAGGCAGCAAUGUACUACUUCAACAAACUGGAAAAUGAGGAAGAAGGAGAUGAAGAUAUGAUGUUCAAGAUGGUCUUUGUUGUGAACAUGGAGCUGUCCAUGGGUGUGGGGAAGGUGGCGGCGCAGGUGGGCCAUGCAGCUGUGGCUCUGUACCAGGCCAUGCAGGAGAAGAAUACUUGGAGAGAGAUGGUCUGGAAAUGGGACCAUGCUGGAGCUAAGAAGAUUGUGCUACAGGGCACCAACACGGCACACCUCUUGGAGUUGCAGGCUCUCGCUAUGAGUCUGAGCCUCCCUACAAAGCUGAUACAGGAUGCCGGACUCACCCAGGUGGAGCCGGGCUCUAGCACUGUGCUGGCCAUCAUGGGAGAGGAAGAAAUGGUCAAUAAUGUUACAGGCAGCCUGAAACUGCUUUGAGCACUGAAGAGAAGCAACAGUGGAAAUACAGAUGUGUAAGGUGCCACUGUGUGUCCACAGGGGGGCAGAACAGUCCCACAGCAGCAAGGCUCGCUGCACAAAAAACACAGCAUAAUCUAUGGCUUUCACAUACUUCUACUGACACUCUUACACACACACAAAAUAACAAUAAUACUAUCUGAAGUAGGAGAAGGGCUGCGCAUGUGGGUGGGUGCCUGGAUGUGUCAGUUCUGGUUGAUUUAACAUUUUACAGUGUAUCUGCAUUCAUUCAGUUAUGUAAAGCUCUUUGAGUCUAUAGAAAAACAAGGAAAUGUGUUAAGCCACAUUGAACAUAUCAGUAAUUGAUCAAAUGGGUAGAUGAUGCCAACUUAUGUUCUGUUGUAUAAAUAAAUAUAGCCCUUAAUCUAGUAUAUAGUGUUUUGGUGAUUGUUGGACCAAAUUAGUCAUUGUACACUAAUUAAAUGAAUUGUAACGCUAUAUGUAAAGCAUCAUCUUCAGAUGUAAGAACUCCUGAGAUGAGUUUAUUGAUUAUGUGCAAAGGGUCUUCCUUUGUUGUGAGUUGUGAUGUAUAAAUCUGUUUGUCUAGAAUUUUUAUGUAAGUGUAAUGAUACCCCUUCGUACCAAGCCUUGUUAUGUAGACAUAACAUGAAUGCAUGUUAUGUAGUUACGUAGACAUCACAUGAAUACAUAGACAUAACAUGAAUGCAUACUGAUGAAGGGGGGUUGGGGGAGGGCAAAAUCUCAAAGCCAUACGUUUAUUGUGGAGUGCCAUUGUUAACAAUUUCUGUCACUUUUUGACUGUUAUUUAUUUUUUUUUAUGCAUCUGCUUGUUGAGUCUACUAUAUAUUGCCUGUCAGUUCUAGGACUAAGGAGGUUGGCUAUUUGCAAUAAUAUUGACAUGCUAUUUUGUCUGUCUCCAUUAAACUUUCACUGUAGUGUUACAAGAUCA
This is a messenger RNA of Pangasianodon hypophthalmus (striped catfish), 1784 nucleotides long. Its product is annotated as UBA_like_SF and PTH2 domain-containing protein. The transcript is spliced from 7 exons. The coding region runs from base 281 to 835 and encodes 184 amino acids. Gene Ontology annotation, molecular function: protein binding; peptidyl-tRNA hydrolase activity. Gene Ontology annotation, cellular component: mitochondrion; cytosol. Lineage: Eukaryota; Metazoa; Chordata; Actinopteri; Siluriformes; Pangasiidae. The record is from RefSeq and is a predicted model, not a curated record.